GCAGGUCGUACUUGUGACAAACACCAUCACCACCAUUCUUGUUCCCCGCGGUCGCCAGUCGGCCAGUCCCGCCACUCUUCCGUUCCGCUCGGCAGUAGUGCGCUGCACGGACGAUACUACGCUCGCUAUCGACGGAAGAAAAUGUGUGUCGCGUCCACAGUGUACUAGUAUUGUAGUGGCAGUGCUCGUGAGUUACGCACGCGGACUUAGCUUUUUUAAUAGAACGAUCUACUCAAAUAAUGAUGGCGCCCGAGACUGUGGUGACUACUGAACACAACAAACCCGCUGCAGCUUCACCUCAGCAGCAGGGCGGCGCGUUGGAUUGGCUCAAACUCGACCUAAACUAUUUCAAAACUCCACCAGGCUUGUUGAAAAUAAUACAACUUGUGCUCGGCAUCUUGUGUAUGGCGUUGGCGUCGCCUUGGUACUCUACGUGGUUCGUCUUCGUCGCAGUCACGAGUUUCAUUACCACCCUCAUCUGGAGUUUCGUCUACCUGCUAAGCAUCAAGGAAGUCAUCAAAAUUCCCAUCAACUGGGUUUUAUCUGAGCUGAUCAGCACCAGUAUAGAGACAUUUAUGUACCUGAUUGCCUUCAUUGUGCUGUUCGCCGCGACCGCUGGCUACUACGCCUACGGCUAUGGAUCCAACGUUGCAGCAGCUGUGUUCGGUAUUUUCAACACGGUGGCGUACGCAGCCAGCUCUUUCCUGCUGUUCAAGGAGCACCGAGGAUCAACUGCUACGGGACAAGUGGCGUGAGCCUGAACCCUGUGCGCAUGCGCCGCGGCCACUAUAAUAAACCUCAAUGGAAGCCUAUUAUCGUAUCGUUCACAUUCGUUUCGCUUUCGAUAAAAAACACCGAAAUAUAACUGUAUUUUUCACGAACUGUUAUUAAGCACUCGUUGCAGAUAUUUAUUUUUAUGAAAAAACUAUACACAUUGUCUAAUCAAAAGUAUACCUACAUUUUAUUCGGACGUUAAUUUUGUAUCAAAAUAAUAGAGCACCUACAUGUGCCCACGUCUUUACAAACACAUCGAUUUCAUAUUCGAAGGUCUUAUGAAUGUGUUAUUAAAUGCCAGGCUGAUCUACACACAAUAAAACUAUUAGACAUUUAUGAUUAUUCUAUAUUAUUAUCUAAAGCGAAUAUUCCAUCGCAAAUGAGAAAAUACUUUGGUUUCAUUGAUCAAAACCGUCUGCAGAUAGUAGGUAAACAUAAGUUUGUAAUUUAUGUAUAAUUUAUAUUUUAUAGUGUAUUUAAAAGUCAUAACAAACAGUACGGUUUCAUAUUAUUAAUUAUAGAAUAAUACUUAAAUUAAUGGCCAUAGAUUGUGUACGUGUAAGGUAUGUAAAUGGUAAGCUACGCUUUUAAAUGGGAAACCGUUAAAUCGGUCAAUUUAAUGAACAAUCUCUGUAUCUAGUUGGACAGUGGUAAUUUAACUAUGAGUUAGAAACUCGUUUCAGUUGUCCUUUUGUCUAUGGUUUCUAUACAGUCUGUACUGGGCGGAGCUCCGUUCUCGGGACAGAUCCAUUCAAAUAUGGAAAACCUGGACGGUAGAAAAGGUCAAGCUAAACUCGAUUAUUUAGAACUAAAAACGCGCAUUGUCAUUAUUUGCUAUAAUUAAAUUGAAAUGAACAAAAAACAUUUGUUUUCAAAUAAAAACGUAAUUUUCGGGGCCAGUUCGACGAAGUACACGCUUAGGUUUCGUUUUUUAAGAUAUUUACUCGUAUUUUAAUCUCACGGUUGUUAUACCUAAUAUUUUGUUAGACUAGUCUUACAGAAAAACAAAAAGUUGCAUGAAAGUUAAAUGUUAAAUCUAAAACGAAUUAAUUGUAAUUUAAUAUAUACUUAGAUAAUUUGGGACAGAAUGUAUUGGUAAAGACAAUAUUUUUCGCACUUUUUAGUACACAUAUCUGUAUGUUACUUUGGGUACUUGAUGCAUUUAGCAUCCAGAGAGAGCAAUAAUUCUAAUGCUCAUAUACUUUUUCAAAGCUAAAGGUUUAUGAUAAAAUAUAAAAAUAUUUUUGUGAGUGAGUUUUCGAAGAUCUAUUUGUACCUUAAAAGUAUUUUUAUAAAUGUCGGAACUAAAUGAGAUUGAGCACGUUUUCUACACUUACACCUGUUUAAGUAACUAUCAAUACUUAGAUAUUUUAUUUAAAAUCCUUCUUAAAGUUACAUUUUGAUGUUUUUGUUAAGUACUGAAAUAUUUAAGUUGUGUUGAAUGUCGGGUGUUAUGUGAAGUUUUAAACAAUAGUUAAUUUUAUUGACCUAAUUUGUAAAAAGUUAAUAAAUAUAUUUUAACAUA
Spodoptera exigua (beet armyworm) is the source of this 2299-nucleotide messenger RNA. NCBI's taxonomy places the organism in Eukaryota, Metazoa, Arthropoda, Insecta, Lepidoptera, Noctuidae. The record is from the annotation of a GenBank genome assembly.